AUGGCCGCGCUCGCCACGCUCUACAAGGCCGUCCGCAGCGACCAGCUCGCCGAUACCAACAUGACGUGGCUUUGGCCCGAGCUGGACAUGCGGAACCUCACGUCCAUCCCCGACGAGUUCGCUCCAGCCUUCCAUGCCUACGCGCCGAUGCUACCGAGGCUGCAAGCCGACAUCAAGUUCCAUCGCCAUCUUCGCCUUCCGCGAGACACUCCAGUAGCGCGGAAGUGUAUCGUGUCGGCCAAAGAGCUCGCAACAGCUCUCAACGACUGGGCGGAGCAGCUGCAGAUCCUCGCACUAACCCAGGACCCCGACGCUUUGCCGACGCAGCACCUCUACAACGCGCUGCCCAGGCUACCCAAGCUCCGUCACCUCGACGUCCGGUGGCAUGCUGGCACACACGCAGAAGAAACUACGGUCCUUCUCCAUGCUCUCAGCGACUACUCAAACGUCACGGAGCUCUGGCUGCGCUACGAUCCGAACCCGAGCUCGCCGCAGUGGACCGCGACCGAGGUCACGGCGCUUGCACGAUGGCUCCAGGCCAAGUCCGUCACCGCGGUCGGUCUCGUGGAUGCCCCCAUCGGCGAUGCGAAUGCAAAAGUGCUCGCACGCGCGCUGCUGCAAUCACAAACACUCAAGUCCCUCCACGUCGAUGACGGACAAUUGCCGCGCACGCUCUUCAGCCUCGGGCUGUCGCUUCCGACCCAGCUCGAGUCGCUCAACACCUACGUGCGACACAUCCAUGAUGUGCCGGGCCUCACGCAGACCAUUGCUGGCUCCAACCUGCGCACGUUGGUUGUCGGAACGCGCUCCCACUGCCGUCGGUCGUGCGACUGA
Messenger RNA from Saprolegnia parasitica CBS 223.65, 834 nucleotides. RefSeq lists its product as hypothetical. The coding region runs from base 1 to 834 and encodes 277 amino acids. The transcript is spliced from 2 exons. Lineage: Eukaryota; Oomycota; Saprolegniomycetes; Saprolegniales; Saprolegniaceae. The record is from RefSeq and is a predicted model, not a curated record.